Molecule: messenger RNA, 2752 nt
Organism: Monodelphis domestica (gray short-tailed opossum)
Lineage: Eukaryota; Metazoa; Chordata; Mammalia; Didelphimorphia; Didelphidae
Product: C-C chemokine receptor type 1
Biological process (GO): immune response; positive regulation of cytosolic calcium ion concentration; cell chemotaxis
Cellular component (GO): external side of plasma membrane; cytoplasm; membrane
Molecular function (GO): C-C chemokine receptor activity; chemokine (C-C motif) ligand 7 binding; chemokine (C-C motif) ligand 5 binding
Source: RefSeq, a predicted model, not a curated record
CACCAUCCCAAACCCAUAGCACUGCCACCAGCCAUAGAUUUCUUCUUUUGCUAGAUAAGGAAAAUAUAAACUUGUAGGCAAUAACACGAUCAAAGCAAUUUUGCACUGCAACCCCUCUGGCGUUGUGGUGACUGGGUCACUGGGUGACCCAGAGUCACUGGGUGACUCUGAUGAGUAAGCUCCUGAAGAAAUGAAAUCAAGGACAACACCCAGAUAUUUUCCAUUCUGAAAAUUUGCCAACCCCUCAAGAGCCCAGUUUCUGUUACCCAGGAAGCUGAGUAUUUCCUUCUCAGACAGAAACUUGAGCCUAGGAAGACUUUAUUGGCACCAGCAAGGAGCCCUGUGGAUCAGACAAUACAGUAUGGGCACUUCCGCUCCAUUACUGGAUUUCACUGUGCCUGAAUAUAAUUCCAGUUUUCCUGAAUAUUACUACUUUGGUGAAGAUGCCAUUCCAUGCUUCAAGUAUAAUAUCAAAGAGCUGGCUUCCAAGUUCUUGCCUCCAUUGUACUCACUGGUGUUCAUUGUGGGCUUGCUGGGCAAUGCCGCGGUGGUGCUGAUCCUUACAAAGUACAAGAGACUCACAAGUAUGACCAAUAUCUACCUUUUCAACUUGGCCAUCUCUGAUCUGCUUUUCCUUGUUACGAUUCCAUUCUGGAUUCACUACGAGAAGCAAAAUGAUUGGGUCUUUGGGAAUGCCAUGUGUAAACUCCUUACAGGGUUGCAUUAUUUGGGCUUAUACAGUGAAAUCUUCUUUAUCAUCCUGUUGACUGUUGAUAGGUACGUGGCCAUUGUCCAUGCGGUGUUUGCCAUCAGGGUCAGGAGGGUGGUCCUCAGCGUCACAACCAGCAUCAUCACUUGGGUCAUUGCCCUCUUGGUUUCUCUCCCCGACAUUAUCUUCACCAAGACUCAGUGGGAAUUUACUCACUACACCUGCAGCCUGCAUUUCCCACAUGAGACCGCAAGGAUAUGGAGAAAAUUCCAGGCUUUGAAACUGAACUUCCUGGGACUCAUUCUACCCAUGUGGAUCAUGAUUGCCUGCUACACAGGGAUCAUAAGAAUCCUGCUUAAACGGAGGAAUGAGAAGAAAUGGAAAGCUGUAAAGCUGAUUUUUGCCAUCAUGAUUAUCUUCUUUCUCUUCUGGACGCCCUAUAGCAUCACAAUUCUAAUAUCUGCUUUUGACGAAUUCAUUUUCACACUCGACUGUGAGAAAAGCAAGCAAUUAGACUUGGCAAUACAAGUGACCGAAGUCAUCGCCUUCACACACUGUUGUGUCAACCCUGUGAUCUAUGCCUUCAUUGGGGAGAGGUUUCAGAAAUACCUCUCUCACUUUGCCCGCAACCACAUUGCAGUGCACCUGUGCAGACGCGUGCCAUCCUUCCUGAAGGACAGACUGGAGCGGGCCAGUUCUAUCUCUCCUCCUACUGGGGAACAUGAAAUCUCAGACGAGUUUUAGAUUGACCAGAGACUAGCUUCUCUAGGAAGAUGGGUCAUGGGCAUUGAGGUUUACCUAGCUGUAAUGGAAAAUCGAAAUCGUUGCCCUGCUCUCCAGAUUGGCCAGGACACAAAGUCAACACUCAGCUGGGAGAUGAAAUACCUGAGAGAUUGGGACCUGGGCCUAGCAGAACUCUAGAACCCAGACUUUAAGGACAGAGCUAUUGGCAAAGUGCUCCGUACUCACCAAUCGCUUUGGAGAUGCAAAGUUGAAUGUAAUUUAUUUUCUUUUGAGAUCAGUUAUUAAUUGUAAACAAAAGAUUCUAUGGCCUCAGACUUGAAAAGAAUGCCUUUCUAAUGUGCAAAAACAUAAUGGAAUCAUAUAUAAUAUAUACAUGAAUUUCUAUUUACAUACAUAUACAUAUAGACAGAUAUAUCCAUCUAUUUAUGUUUGUACCUAUCUCUCCAUCUCUUUCUCUAUAUGGUAUAUGUAUAUAUUAUAUGUGUGUACAUAUAUAUAUAUAUAUGCCACAGAGACACAGAGAGACAGAGAUAGACAGAGAUGGAGAGAUAGAGAGAGAGGGAGCAAGAUAAAGAGAGAGAUGGAGAGAGAAAGAGAGAGAGAAAAAAGAAAGAAAGAGAGAGAGAAAAAAACAUCUCAAUAAGAUAGGCUUUGACACUAUUCUUGUAUAAAAUGCCAUAUAUAUAUGGCAGAAAGAGGAAGGAAGAGAGAGGGAAGGAAGGAUAGAGAAGGAGAGGGAGAGGGAGGAAAAGCAGGUAGGAGGGAAAAAAGGAAGGAAAGAGAGAUUCAGAGAGGGAGAAGUUGGAAGGAAGUGUAAUGGAAAUUAAUAAAUUUAAGAAAAACACUAUCUAGUAUCCAGUUACAGGAGCCAGACAUAGUUUCCACCUAGAUCAUCUUUUUAUUACAGGAGGGACAUAGGAAGAGGCAAGGAUGCAGGGAAGGGGGAGGUUGAGUGUCUUAUGGUCUUUUGGUCAGAGCUGACUCCUAAGGAAAGGAAUCCUGCCAGUGAUUAUUCCAGUGACAGUGGAGAAGAUGACCAUCAAGAAGGUGACCAGCCCAAGCCUGGCCUGAUUUACUUGAAAGUGUAGACCAAGAGUUAUUUGGACAGUACAUAAUAAAGGUGAAAUGCAGAAUGCCUACUCAGCAAUCUCACAAACAGCCCUAUGUUCUGAUGGGGUUAAAGUAUUGCUUCCUGAGACAUUGGGGCAAUGGCAGUCAUCAGUUGUUCUGAGUUCUGUUUUGGGUCAUUCUGUCACUGAAUCUUUCAUGCCUAGGAAUAAAUGCCUGCCUCAGACCUCA